AUGGAUUCGAACUCAUUCCCAGACCCGCCGACAUUCAUCGACGGCCGAGCGGCGCGAUUACCGUUCCGCCCUGCAUCGACCCCAGCACGAUUCAUGCCAGCAAGGCCGAAUCGGCGAGGCGCAUCCGGCGUUUGGCCAGCUAGCCGUAUAGAGGAAGCUGCAGACCGAACCGACAGGAUCAUCCAUCAACUGUCGAUGCAGGCACUGACCUCGAAUUCCUACGAGGAGAUUUCGGUGAUCGUCGAACAACUGGAAGAGGAGUUGGACUGGUUUCGGGAUACAGUUCGAACUGAGGCUGCAAGUAGGAAUCGGGAGAUUAAUAUGGACGAAGGGGACCGUGUACGACGGACUAUGCAUAAAGGUGCGGAAGCCAUUAACUCGCUCACGGCUAACCUCGAUCGUAUGGAGGCUCGACGUGUAAAACGCGAGCUCGAGACGAGGUCCCCGACUGCUAGACACGCUACGACGCAUCCGCUGGGAGAACGACCUGCCACCCCACGUCCGUCGCACGAGUCGAACCCGUCAUCGCGGGCUAUUCCUAGUCCACCCGAUAUUCGCCCCAACGUUCAACAUGACGUUGGCGCGCAGAUCGACCCGGUGCAGAUGCCUAUUGCGGAGCCGGCUCCCAUACCAAUAGCAGCUCGACAGCCGCCACUCGGACUGCCAGGACUACCGCAUCCCCCGCCAACCGGGGACUAUCGCAUGGAGCGUAUCCACCCGUACACGAGCGCUCUUUGGAGAAAUGCUGGGUUCGUUCGGUAUUUCCCUAUGACUGGACAAACUGGCGCAGAGAACGCCAACGCUGCUCAGGAUCAUAGUACUACGGCGAGGACAGGAGGAGCCGCCCCGGCAGAUGAGCAAGGCUCGCGCCGAGGAGCAGAGCCCCCGCCCGCUCCAGUAAAUACACCAAUGGACCAAAUCCCAACUCAACGAAGUGGGAUUGGCCAUCUGGGUCCGGCAGAAUGGACGCAAUGCAUUGGCGAUACGGGCAUGGUAUCGGACUGGCAAACAGAUCCUGUUAUUCAGCGAUCCAUUGGUAAACUGUUUGCUCCCCGUCAGCCGAAUGAAGAUCAGGCUACGUUUGAUGUCAGCCAACACCCCGAAAUCGACAGCGUGACCAGAGCCAGCAUAGAGUGCGGCCCGACGAAUUCACUGUCGAUUACGACGCUGCUCAGAAUGGACGGAACGUAG
Molecule: messenger RNA, 1191 nt
Organism: Gloeophyllum trabeum ATCC 11539
Lineage: Eukaryota; Fungi; Basidiomycota; Agaricomycetes; Gloeophyllales; Gloeophyllaceae
Exons: 2
Coding region: 1-1191 (396 amino acids)
Source: RefSeq, a predicted model, not a curated record